This is a messenger RNA of Aedes aegypti (yellow fever mosquito), 1455 nucleotides long. RefSeq names its product translationally-controlled tumor protein homolog (gene Tctp). The coding region runs from base 129 to 644 and encodes 171 amino acids. Gene Ontology annotation, cellular component: cytoplasm. The transcript is spliced from 3 exons. Lineage: Eukaryota; Metazoa; Arthropoda; Insecta; Diptera; Culicidae. Gene Ontology annotation, molecular function: calcium ion binding. The record is from RefSeq and is a predicted model, not a curated record.
ACUUUUCAGCGCCGUAACGUUGCCGGCCCUGCCCAGCUGUCGACACAUUCUUUUUCCGGCGAGAUCCUCAGGUGGACGUAUCGUAGUUUUCAUAAUUUUAGCCGUAAAAUUAUCUCCAUCUUCCCACAAUGAAAAUCUGGAAGGAUAUCUUCACAGGUGACGAGAUGUUCUCGGACACCUACAAGCUGAAGCUGGUCGACAACGUUAUGUACGAGGUCUACGGCAAGCAUGUGUCCCGUACUCUCGGAGACGUCCAGCUGGAUGGUGCGAACCCAUCUGCCGAGGAAGCCGACGAAGGUACCGAUAACGCGACCGAGUCCGGCGUCGAUAUUGUGCUGAACCACCGCCUGGUCGAGACCGGAUUCGCCGACAAGAAGCAGUUCACCACCUACCUGAAGGACUACAUGAAGAAGCUGGUCACCCGAUUGGAGGAGAACAACCCCAGCGAGGUCGAAGUCUUCAAGACCAACAUCAACAAGGUGAUGAAGGAUCUGCUGGGACGCUUCAAGGAUCUGCAGUUCUUCACCGGCGAGUCGAUGGACUGCGAAGGACUGAUUGCCAUGCUCGAGUACCGCGACAUCGACGGCGAAAGCACGCCGGUCCUGCUCUGCUUCAAGCACGGCCUGGAGGAGGAGAAGUUCUAGAGACUAAGGAAUUGUGUGUGUAAUACAGUUGUAUGUAUAGCUAGAUCGCGUAACUAUUGUUUCGAAUUCGAUGACGGCACGGCUAGAGGCAGUUGAAGACGAUCAUCGCCGACGACAUCGGAGGAAUCUUCUCAAACUCCAUUCAGGACGGCUAGGACGGAGUCCAUUCUCUUCUCUUUAUUAAACAACAGCCAAAUUCCUAUUUUUUCCAAUCGAACCGUUUUUUUAUAUUUAUUUAUCGCAUAUCAAAAUUUAGAUUUUUGCAUCUACUUUAAAUCAUUGCUUGCUUUCCAGUAGGACACAAAGAACUUCAUGAGCAGCGAACUCACAAUCGUUUUUGCAUAAACCGUGGCAAUCCAGAAAGUAAAUUAAAUUCCAGUAGAGCAACAAGACUUUCACCAUUAGUUUCCCCAAUAUAAAAAGCCACGUUCACUAGUAUCGUUUCUGUUGCUUCUUAGAAAUGGCCAUGAAUACCUAUCACAGUGAAACGACUCGCAUUUAUCAAGGAAAUGAAUCAAAUCAGGAAACCACUAACAGAGUACACGAAUGCAAUUUUUCAAACCACCAAUACUCGUUGAGGAAGCGGCUUAGGUUAAUUUUUAAAUGACAGCAGGAAUACAAUCAUCCACCUUUUCUUAUUUUGUUCGAACUGUGGUGACCGGUGGAAGGUGUGGUUCGAAGGAGGACGUUUUGUCCCUUCGUACUGAACGAUAAGGAAUCAACCAAUAUUGGGUAAUGAUUAGGAAAAGAAUGUCAAAUAAAAAAAAUACUGAACAAACAACAUCUCCGGUUCAGAAAUGCUAAAACAGGA